Messenger RNA from Ogataea haglerorum, 3405 nucleotides. RefSeq lists its product as uncharacterized. Gene Ontology annotation, biological process: tRNA export from nucleus; rRNA processing. The record is from RefSeq and is a predicted model, not a curated record. NCBI's taxonomy places the organism in Eukaryota, Fungi, Ascomycota, Pichiomycetes, Pichiales, Pichiaceae. Gene Ontology annotation, cellular component: UTP-C complex; CURI complex; small-subunit processome. Bases 1 to 3405 code for a protein of 1134 amino acids. The transcript has a single exon.
AUGGUUAAAAGAGACAGAGAGCCAGAAUCGGGCGUCAAUGACACUGAACAGGGUCCUGUGGCCGUGGGGGCGAAUCACAGAUUUCCAAAAAAAGCCCAGCUGACCUCUCAGGACGUCCAGGUUGCCCGAGAAACGGCUGAACUGUUCAAAUCCAACAUCUUCAAGCUCCAGAUCGACGAGCUUGUGAAAGAACUGCGUCUCAAGGAGUCGCACUGUAAGUUGAUAGAGCGUGUUCUUCACCGACUGUACGAGAUUAUUCAGGGUAUCCCUGCCUCAGAGGCAUUUUCUUUGGAGGAAGCUGAGAACUAUUUGAAAAAGUCGAGAAAUGAGGUUGCAAUACCGUUUCCCGAUCCCAGGCCUACCUCAAUCAACUACAAACUACAAUACGAAUGUCCAACAGAUGUUUCAUUGGUUGGAUCGUCUGGCUUGAAGACUGGCAUCCAGCAGCCGGAUGGCAUGGCUGUGGACGUUUCUCUCACCAUGCCUAAGUCCAUGUUCCAGCCAAAAGAUUAUCUAAACUACAAAGCUCUCUACAAAAGAGCUUUUUACAUCGCUUACCUUUCAGACCAGCUGAUCACGCUUUCGGCGGAAAAUCACCUGCCAGUGAGAAUUUCCUACGAGUAUGUCAAUGGAGAUAGCUUGUGUCCAAGCAUCAGGAUAGACAGCGUCACGCCAGAAAAAGUUCACGACAACGAUCUAAUAUUUGAGGAUACUAACUUCAGAAUCAGGCUUCUGGUCGGAUUUGAGUACGGGCUGUUCGAGAGCAAAAAACUUCUUCCGGACAGAAACUGUGUUCGCAUUCAGACGGACGACGAGCUGCCUCCAACGCCUUUGUACAACUCCUCCAUCCUGUCGUCCACAACCUACAAAUAUUAUCUCAAGUAUCUCUACGCCACCAAGAAAUCCACGGACUCCUUUCGAGAUGCGGCUGUACUUGGGAAGCUCUGGCUCAAACAACGGGGAUUCGGCUCCCACUUUAAUAAAGGCGGUUUCGGACAUUUUGAGUUUGCGGUGCUGAUGGCUGCACUUCUGGCAGGCGGUGGCGAGAACGGAAACAAGGUGCUGCUGCACGGUUACUCUAGCUACCAGCUUUUCAAAGGUACGGUCAAAUAUCUAGCCACGCAGGACCUGGUCGACGAGGGAUAUCUCUCCUUCAGCUCUGUUGUUGGCGAUAAUAGCUCGGUUUACAAGAAGGGUGGAUUCAACAUCCCAACUCUGUUCGACAAGACCACCAAAAUCAACAUUUUCUGGAAAAUGACGGCUUCUUCUUACCAAGCACUAAAGAAACAGGCAGCUGAGACUCUGGACCUUCUGAACGAUGUUGUGCAAGACCGCUUCAAACAGACGUUUAUCUACAAAAACACACAAAAAUAUUUGCAAUACGACAUGCUUGUGUCUGUUCCAUUGAAAGAUUUGAAGCAGCAGGAGAAAUUCGGACCUAUAGAGAAAAUCACUUUCUUGACAUACGAAAAUUAUGUAUGCAGCAAAGUCCACAAGCUGGUCUCGCGUGCACUGGCUGAAAGAGCUUCACAUGUCGUUGUCAGACUUUCCAAUACAGAGGACAAGUGGAGCAUUCAAAAGAGACAUCCUGAUGCACAGGACAAAUACGUUGAGAUUGGGCUGUAUUUGAAUGCCACUGAGUGCGAAAAGAAAAUUACCAAAGGUCCUCUACAUAAUGACGAGGAGAACGCUAUCCGAUUCCGCUCCUUUUGGGGUGCAAAAGCUCAAGUCAGAAAGUACAAAGAUGGAAAUAUUCAGUACAGCUGUCUGUGGCCAGCUAAUGAGCUCACCGUGGUGUCUAUCCUGAAAUAUAUAUUCGAGCUCCAUAUCAGCUCCAGCGCAAGACUCGAAUUCAACACAGACAGGUUUUGGAAGAUGCUGCCAGUGCCACUGACGUCGAACUCAAUGCAAUUAAUUCCGUCCAAUUUCCAGCAACUGAGAAACUCGUACUCCGAACUGUGCAAGGUGCUGAACAAAUUAGACCUCCCGCUGAGCAUCAAGUCCAUUUUGCCAGCCUCGCCCGCUCUGCGAAACACUUCACUAAUCCUGCCCGUUCCCCACGCUGUGUCGAACCCAGACUUUUUCAGCGAGUCGAUUCUCCAAUUCGAGUCGUCCACAAAAUGGCCGGACGAGCUGCUUGCUCUCGAGCAGACAAAAACUGCAUUCCUCCUCAAAAUCAACGACUACCUCGCCAAAAACACAAACUACAAGUCCUACUUGGAAGAAGAUCGCACUUCCGUUCCUUACAACACCGAGAUCAAAGUACUUCGCGUGCUCACGCCAGACGGGUACGGAUUUAGCUUCCGUGUUUUGACCGAACGUGACGAGGUGCUGUAUCUUCGUGCUAUCGAGAAUGCCCCCGAAAAGCAACGCAAAACUGUCGCAGACAUUUAUCUGGCGUUCAAUCAGAAGUAUAUGGGCUCAGUCAAGCACCACCGGGCCAUCGCCUCUCUGAGCACGUACUUUCCAUUUUAUUCUGCCACCGUGCGUCUUUUCAAGCGCUGGCUCGACGCCCAGCUUCUUCUUUCCCAUUUCAACGACGAGCUUGUGGAACUCUUGGUGAUGAAGGUGUUUGUGGACCCUGCCCCCUACUCUGUUCCUGCAAGCGUCGAGGCAGGCUUCCUUCGCACUUUGCAAUUUCUAAGCCAAUGGAAUUGGAAGGACGACCCGCUUGUUCUUGACCUAGCAAAAGAUCUUGAGAAAAGUGGAAACUACAUUGACCUCGUCUCGGAAAAACUGACUGUCCGUACUUACCAGUCGAUUACCGGGAACUUUAGCAAACUCCGCAAGGAGGAUCCGCAGGCUAUCAAGACACAGCUAUUUGUUGCCUCCAAAGAGGACCCGUCGGGGAAACUGUGGUCGUUUGGGCUUUCUCUGCCUAUUGCAACAAGAUUGACUGCGCUCAGUAAGGCUGCGGUGGCCGCUGUUAGCAGGACGCUUAACCAGAGAACUCUCAAACUUAUUUUCACUCCAGCCCUGAAAGAUUAUGAUAUUGUGCUGAAGAUCAAGACGCCUAUCGAACUUGCCUCGAAAUCUGGCAUCUUGCCGGAGAACAAGUUCAAAAAUCUGGUUGCCCCGUCGUUGGUGGCCUCCGAUGACAUUUCUUCCGAACAAGACCCUGUUCCUGCGUUCUGUGACGAGUUGAGGGCUCGUUUCGGUAACGUGAUGCUCAUUUCGUGCGGGAAGUAUACUGGACUUGGCAAAGAGGGCCGUUGCAACGUUGUGGCAGGGAUACUGAACCCAGUGGUAGGCAACUCUAAGAAGAAGUUCCGUGUCAACGUUGGCUACGACGUUGAGCCUACCGAUGACGAGCAGCUAAAACUUAAUAAACACUCUCUGCUCAGUCAGAUCUCGCUCUUGGGCGGUGAUCUGAUUGAAUCUGUAGACUUAAAUAGGUGGGAAUAA